AUGAAGGCAUUACUAAAUUCCCUGUGCGGUAAACUAGCACAAAACGAAGACACUAGCAUGGUAUCAUUUGUAGACAGUCUAGAUGACUUGUUGGAAAUGGUAAAUGAUUGUAGUAUUGACGUGACCUCGUUGGAUUUUAUUAGCGAUAAUAUUGCUAGAACAACACAUAGAAAAGGUGCAUCUUUGAUACCACUUUCCAAUAGAAAUGUUAUUAUUGCAUCAUUUGUCACAGCAUAUGCACAAUUAGAGUUGUUCGAAGUACUAAACAAACUUGGUGAAAGCAUGCUCUACUUUGAUACAGAUUCUGUGAUAUACGUAGAAGAUAAAAAAGGGGCAUACCAUAGAAACAGGUCAAUAUUUAGGAGAAAUGACUGA
Paramuricea clavata is the source of this 375-nucleotide messenger RNA. The record is from the annotation of a GenBank genome assembly. Lineage: Eukaryota; Metazoa; Cnidaria; Anthozoa; Malacalcyonacea; Plexauridae.